Molecule: messenger RNA, 660 nt
Organism: Daldinia vernicosa
Lineage: Eukaryota; Fungi; Ascomycota; Sordariomycetes; Xylariales; Hypoxylaceae
Exons: 1
Coding region: 116-571 (151 amino acids)
Source: RefSeq, a predicted model, not a curated record
AGAUAAAGCGGACACGUUAAUAUGGGGGUCGGAAACGGGGAUAGGAUACUAGGAUAUGCUACGUAGGCAUAAGUAGAUCUGGCAGGCCGGCGUACGGAUUGUAUAAAACAGCUGCAUGGUCGGAGUUUUUUUUUUCACCUUUCACCUUUCACCUUUUUCUUUUUCUUUCCCGGUGCACAUGCCUGCACAUACACAUGCGGAUGGACGGAUGAUGGUACUAUAUACAUACAUACAUAUAUAUGUGUAUAUACGGGAAGAGGACAGGACAGUCUGGCGCACAGCCAGCCCCCUUUCCCGCGGUUCGAUAUACCUACGACGGGAGGGGAAUUUUUGGAUCCAGAGCGGAGUAUAUUCUCGGACAGCGUCCGGAUAUAUAUUUAUUUGGGGUUUCGUCGGGCGGGCGAGCGAGCGAGUAGAUCGUGUAGAUGGGCGGACUGGACUGGGCCGGACUACAUACUUAUAUAUACCUUACGUAGGUAGGUAUGUAUUUAUAUACCCACACAAGUAUGUAGGUUGGGGAUCCGCUAGGUGUGAAGUACUGCGCCUCGCAGGGUGGAAAUGUAAUGCUUAAUCCUGACUAGGUACCUACUAGGUUAAGUUGGAUGCAAAGAUGACAUUAUAUGCUUUAGGUUGGGUACCUAUAUAUAUAUAUAUAUGUGU